Messenger RNA from Symbiodinium natans, 2256 nucleotides. NCBI's taxonomy places the organism in Eukaryota, Dinophyceae, Suessiales, Symbiodiniaceae. The record is from the annotation of a GenBank genome assembly.
AUGGCCGCAGCUCCUGCUUCUGCUCCCCCAGGACCGCCUGCAAUGCAGGACUUCCUGGCCCUCGCCUCCUCGUACUUUGCGGGAGAAGACUUCGGCGCGCAGCCGCGGUUUGUGGUCCAGGCCGGUUGUGGCGACGGCCGGCUCCUCGUCCAGCUCUUCGAGCUCGUCAAGGAGAUGCCCCGGGGCAAGGUGAUGAAGGAGUUUCCACUGACCAUGGUGGGCAUUGGCAGCGACGAGGAGAGCCUCGUGGCUCCGAAGAUCGGUAUGUGCGCCAAGCGCAUCCCUCACAAGGUGCUGACAGGCGACACCAGCAGCCCAGCUGCCAUUGCGGCUGCCUUGAAAAAACAGAAGAUCGACUCCCAACGGACGCUUCUUCUGCAGGUCUGCCAGGACCGCCCACGGCGCAAGGCAGCAACCCUGUCCAGCCCGACCGCCACCUUCGCGAAGAAGGCCAUGGGCGACGUGGCUGACGGCGAGGUGCUCUUUGCAGCUCUGCUCGAGGAUGCUCAGCACAGCUUCGAACUCUCCGAGCGAAGUAUGGGCCUGUGUCUUGCCGAGGUGCAGUCCCACUCGUCGGGGCCCAGCACCCUGGUGGCCCCGCCCGUGGCGCUGGCGAUGGCCUCGGCCAUGGCCGGACUCUUCCCCCAGGAUGUGAAGUUGGCGCAGCCUUACCCCAUGAGGGACGAGGCGGGCGACUGCGACGUCUUUUGCCAGGUACUCACGCCGCGGAACUUCCGAGUGCGAUUUGCAGUGCCUGAUGAUCUGCCCGCCCUGGAAGUGCUGGAGGAGAUGGCGUGGAAGAAGCACAUGCGCACUCCCAGAGAAGGUCUGCUCAAGCGCCUCCAGACCUCACCGACCACCAACUUCGCUUUGGAGGUGGACGGGGAGGUGCGGGCCGUGCUCUACACGCAGCGGAUCCGCAAGCCCGAGGAUGUCUAUCGGCAGAAGCUCCAGCAGGUCUUCGAGGGCCACGUGGAGGGCGGCCCGGUGCUGCAGCUCAUCGCCAUCCACGCGCACACGGACCACAGGGGCCUGGGGACCGAGCUGCGCAGCUUCGCCCUCCACCUGGCCCGCCUGGAUCCGACCAUUGAGUCUGUGUGUGCUGUCACCCUGUGCCACGACUAUGCCAGCAGCGGGGUGAAGAACAUGCAGCAGUACGUGGACAUGCACCUCAACGGCAGGGUCAACGACCGAAUCCUCACGUUCCACACCAGCUACGGCGCCAAGGUGCUGGGCCUGGUUCCCGGCUACCGGCCGGAGGACUUCGAGAACCAAGCCACGGGGGUGCUGAUCCAGUACAAGCCGAAGGACUGGGUCUUCGAGCCCACUCCCAGCCAGGAGGAGAAAUCGGACGCCAAGCAGGAGGUGGCCAAGAAGAAGGAGCCCACGACGUCCUCGCUGGAGAUCCUUUCCUCGAUCAUGACGGAAAUGGGCUACGAAGUCGACAUGGACAACUUAGACCAGGGCUUCUUCUCCAGUGGACUGGACUCCUUCGACAUGGGAGUCAUUCAGAACAGGUUGGGGCGGGCCCUGGGUCGGACACUGCCGGCGACGUUGAUGUUGGACCUCCCAACGGUGAAGGAGCUCACCGAGCACCUGGACAAGGAGCGGGGCGUCAGCGGACAAGGUGCCGCCGAAGCCGAAGCCGUGGUGGAGGUGGUCGAGGAGCGACGGGAGCGCCCGGAGCGCCGAACCGAGCGUGCCAGUGACGAGACCAUCACGGAGUGGGUGCGCUGUUGGCGCCAGUACCUCUACAAGAAGCAGAAGGCCCGGCAGCGCAGCUCCUCCCCGCGCCAGCGCCGUUCGCGCAGCGCGGGCCGCAGCCGAGGCCCCGGCCCCUGGGAAACGAUGACCACGCAGGAGCUGGAGAAGAUCCAGACGAAGUUGGCGUGGUUGCUGAGGCUUCCGCAGAACCAACGGAGAUUGCAGCACGUGGCGGACAAGCCUCACGACAAUGAGGCACUCUUCCUCUGUGAGCUCCGUGUCGUCCUGGAUUCCCUGCUCGGCCCGCUGUUCGUCGCCUCGGGCCUGGUCCAGGACAUGAAACCGCGGACGCUGCAGGACGCCAGGGACGACAUGGAGAGCUGUGCACUGGCCCUCGGCGGCAGUGCGGCAGCGCGGCACAAGGAGCUGCUGAGUCUCAUGAAGCUCGACCAAGCCGGUCGCUUCCCCCAGAUCUCCGCCCGGAGUGCGUCUCCGGUGCCUCGAGUACCGCCGCAAUUCCUACCCUCGCAGCGCAUGGGCAUCACGGUCUGA